AUGGACACGGUUCAGGCUAUCAUCCAGCAGCAGAUCGAGGCGGGAACCUUCCUUCAAUCUGUGCAGCAAGGACAACAGGCUCAGCAAGAGCAGGCGGAUUACGAGGAAGAGGAGUACGAGGACGAGGAGGGACUCUACGUAAGUGCACAGAAAUGAGCCGCUUCCUGAUCGAAUCGUUUUAGAAAGGCAAACGGAGCAACAUUCUGCCGAUCUGGGGAAAUCAGGUGACGAUGAAUCUGAACACGCUCGUGCUCGAAAACAUCCGCGAGAGCUACUACUACAAGAACAAUCUGGUGGAGAUCGACUCGUUCCAGACGCUCGUCGAACAGAUCUUCUACCAAGUCAAGCAUCUCGAGCCGUGGGAGAAAGGAACUCGCCGUCUGCAGGGCAUGACCGGAAUGUGCGGCGGCGUGAGAGGCGUCGGCGCGGGCGGAGUCGUCAGCUCCGCCUUUUGUCUGCUCUACAGACUGUUCAACCUGCGCAUCACUCGGAAACAACUGAUUAGCAUGCUCAACAGCCGGCAGUCCGUCUACAUACGUGGCAUCGGAUUCAUGUACAUUCGGUACACUCAGCCGCCUGCCGACCUUUGGUACUGGCUCGAACCCUAUCUGGACGAUGAGUCGGAGAUCGACCCGCGCUCCGGUGGAGGAGAUCUGAUGACGUUCGGCCAAAUGGUGCGGACGAUGAUCAAUAAACUCGACUGGUACGGGACACUGUUCCCCCGGAUCCCGGUUCCCAUUCAAAAAGAGAUCGACGAGAAGUUCGCGGAGCGGAAGAAGCAGCAGAUUCAGGAAGAGGAGGAGUGGCAGGCCGGACAGGCCGGACUCGCACCGCCCGUGGUCGAGGAGCCCGCGCCGACGGAACCGGGAGCGAAACUUCCGAAGGUAUCCAAGUGCAAACAUCAUCUGCGACGUCACCACUGCAGAAAACAUCGUAAGAGUUGCCCGGCGAAAGCAAAAAGGUGGCGGAAAGAGUGGGAUUUAGUCAAUAAUAAUUGAAUCUUUCAGAUUGCGAGAGGAGAAAGAGAAGCAGAAAAAGGAGCUGAAAGAGUAAGUUACCAACCUUAUACUUUUCGGAAAUGUCCUUUUGCUCGAAAGUUCGGAUCGCUUCGACCAGUUCAGUCGGCGUGGUUCCCACGUCUUCACAGAAGCACUCGAUCUGAAAGAAGACGUAUAGACGGGGAAUUACGAGGGAGCUUAGAUACCAGAGUAUCAAUUAGUUGAGAGUACUCUUUGUGCGUCUCGUAGUAGAUUUCAGUCUCCAUUUGCUGCCGGUCAAACACUAAAAAUGUUGAACUGCAAAUAAUCCCACGGAUUGUUGCCUACCGACAGACUGGGAUUCAAUGAAAGAAGCGAUGGGAAUCGACCAGAUGGAAGAGGUGAUAAAGUCGAGAAACUUCGAGAGCAGCUUUUUAUUCUUCCGAGCAUUCUCGUCCGACGACGACGAUGAGCCCUCCGACGGAUUCUUGUUCUUUCUAGAGAAUCGGCGAAGCAUUGCACAAAGACUGAAAAAAGGAGAAGCCGAAGUGUGAGGAAUGAAAGCGGCGGCGGUUGUCACGGAGACACAAUGUCUAAUGGACACGCCUUCCCCCUGCUCUCUUCGUUUCCUCCCUCUCCGGCCGCGUGCUCCUGCCUCUGGCUCUUUUCUUUCCCAUUCUCAGGCUUCCGAGCUAGAUGGAAAAACAGAAAGAAAGAGUGCGGGACAAAAUUGUUAUUAUAUAUAUAAACGGAAAACGCAGUUUAUUGCUGAAUGUGGGACUUAGUCGAAAACGUCGCCGCGAUGCUUGGGAUACGUGUAGUUGAGCUCUCCGGUGUCACUGAUCUCGAAAGCUUCCACUUCGUAGUCGACGAGAAAAUAGAAAGGACGACGAUGGCGGCGAGGAUGGAAGAGCGUCGCCGAGAGGGCUGAAUUCAUAAGUUGGGAUCAAAGCUCAACUUUAGGUCUAGUUGCUUUUAUCCAUCAUCCGACCAGAUUUCAAAUUUAAGCUCAAUUGGGUUGUCUGGUGUUGCAAAAUACUGAAAGGCUAGUGACUUAAAAACGUUUCAGAUUUUCACAAUUAUAUUUCAUUGGGAUGAUCUAAUCGAACUGAAACUUUCACUAGAGAUAUUUAAAUCUAAAUCGAACAACUCGAAGUCGAAAUGGGUUUCAUACUAAUUAUAUCGAAAAAGUAAAUUCAAACUGGGUUUUCAAAGUCCGUUGUCUAGCCAUGUCUCACCGGGAAAAAGUACAAAUGCGAGCAGCAAUAUGAGAAAGAAUCUAUCCAUUUCGGAAUGUUUAGUCGAUCUGAAAUCUGUGGCUUCCUGCCCGCUUCAUCUGUCCCUCCUCCUUCCGAAUUCCCUUUCCAACCCCAUCAUUCUGCUUCCGCAUGAACACUUUUAAAGCGAAUAGCAAAAAGAAACAAAACGACUGUUAUAGCUGUACAUUUGAGAAAGCCGGAUCUUCAUGAAACUCGUCUGAAAUGUAUCAUUUUUCAGAUGA
Caenorhabditis sp. 36 PRJEB53466 is the source of this 2478-nucleotide messenger RNA. The record is from the annotation of a GenBank genome assembly. Lineage: Eukaryota; Metazoa; Nematoda; Chromadorea; Rhabditida; Rhabditidae.